Messenger RNA from Schistosoma spindalis, 1029 nucleotides. Lineage: Eukaryota; Metazoa; Platyhelminthes; Trematoda; Strigeidida; Schistosomatidae. The record is from the annotation of a GenBank genome assembly.
AAAUAUUUGACUUCAAGGUCUCAGCAAUCGUCCCUCUGCUGUGUUCAGACAGUAGCGUGGUUUUAAAAUAAUCUGGUUCAUGACUGUGAUAUAAAGGUUUUAGUGAAAAAUUGGAAAAAAAUUUGUUAUGAAUUCUGAACUUCACUGCGUCACGAAUCUACUAACCUCUAGAGAUAAUCAAAUCUAUAUCCUCGAUCGUAAGGUAGAAUGAAUAUCGGGGGAGUUCAAAUAUACUUGAUUAAGAUCUUUAGACGUGGCUUCUCUGUUAUUUCUAACAAGCCUUACAAAGUUUCUAUCUUUGAUUCAUGGAACACAUGUAAACACGCUGACGGAAAUCAUCCAGAUUUUCGUAAUGUCCCAACAGUGUCCGCUAUACUAAGUAAAACAACACCCUUGGAAAGUGCAAUUGCACUCCGAAAAUGGCAGGAUAAAAAGAAAAAUGAACUUGGCGAAGAUGGAUUUCAGGAGUACAUGAGAGAACUGCAGCUUUUAGGAAAAAGUGUUCAUUCCAGUGUAGAAGCACGACUUAUAAAGGGCAAGUUUCCUUCUAAUCUACCUGAAAAUGUUUCCAAAUAUUGUGAAAGUCUCAAAUAUAUCUUGGAUGAUUUAAAGUCUUCUGCAGUGGAAACUAACUGCUUCCAUCCUCAGCUUUUGUAUCGCGGGAGGUUUGAUAGUAUAGUGUUUUUAAAAGAAAUAAACGAACCUAUUUUGACUGAAUGGAAAACAGUACACGAAUCUAAAAGAAUAUUGACUAUUGAGCAGGCUUAUGAUAGUCCAUUACAAGUUGCCGCGUAUAUUGGAGCUUAUAAUUUUACUCGUUAUCCUGAAUCUUUGCCUGUCAAAAAAGGAAUGCUGGUGUAUUCUUAUGGUGAUGGUUAUCCAGCUGCUCGGUUUGUUUUAAACGAGAGUGACUUGUUACAUUACUGGGAGUUGUGGUGUGAACGUGUCAAAGCUUAUUAUGAUCAGGUAAAUUGUUUAGCAUUCUUGAUUGACUUUUGUUGUGCAGUGCUAAAUUUUAAAAUUUCCUGA